This is a messenger RNA of Oikopleura dioica, 2364 nucleotides long. NCBI's taxonomy places the organism in Eukaryota, Metazoa, Chordata, Appendicularia, Copelata, Oikopleuridae. The record is from the annotation of a GenBank genome assembly.
AUGUUUACGUUCCCCAACUAUCGACGGCGUCGGUCGCCACCGCGCAAAGAUGCUGACACGAAAUCCCGCAACAAGACAAAGAGUUGCUCUGAUGACGGUGCCGAUGAAAACCGAAAUCCCGCCAUUCAGGGUGGACGCACGGCAGCCAUUGUUCACCCAAAGGCAACGCCUAAACAAACCAAAACGUCGAGCAAGUCCAACUUUACUCGUCGACCCGGUUUUGACGAUUUGCCAGUGGUUAUCAAGCCCUCUUCUCGCCGGAACAGCCGACGUCGUCGGCGUGUCACUCCUGAAGCCAUCCGCGCCCUUCUGGUUGGCAAAUCGUCCCAGGGACAAUCGCAGAAAUCGUCUCAAGAAGAGCAGAAAGAACGAUCGCCUUCGCCGCCGCGAAAUUGCAUUGUGAGAAGAGCGUCGACUGUCGCAGGUGUUCACGAACGGCGAUUUCGCCGAGAAUUGUCGCCAACAUCCGAGCGCUAUUUUGGUGACAUGCUCGACGAUGCUGUUGCUGGAGUCGGGCCUUGCAUUUCUCUUGGUCAUGUUUGGACCGAGAAGGAACAAGAAGAGGCUCGCCGUAUUCGACGCGAAGAAGAAGCGGAAAAAGAGCGCGCCAAAAAUAGCAAAGAGCGAGCUAAACGUGCCCGGGAAAAUGCAAAAAAAGCUGCUGCUUCCUCCGACGAGUCGCUGCCAGAACAAUUUGGUCAAAUGGGCUUUCAACAGUCCAUGGUUGAUGGACCAAAAGAACCAAUUCCUACUCCGAGUGCGCAAGUUGUUGUUGGUGGUCGACGCGCUCCUUUUGAGCUAAACUGGACUGACGAUUGCGACGCGGCGUGCCCCGUCGAUGGCAAGCCAAAACGAUGGCAAUUGACGCUCAAGGAUCUUCAGCGAAUUUUUGCAACUGCGGUGGAUACCUGCGAUGGCAUUCCUGCGUCGCUGGCGGAUACACGACUUGGCUGGUAUCUUCAGCAACUCGGCAAGAUCGCUAAGGUCUCUGACGAUGUCUCCGAACAGCGCAAACAACUUCGGGCGCUGCUCGCGAGCCUCAACCGCAAUUCGCCCCGAUUUAUCUGUGGCUACCCUUCGUAUGGCAUUCUGGAGCCUAGCAAGCCUUGGCAUACAUUGGGAAGUUUUUAUCCUGUAUUUGCCCAGGAUCUUUUUGGCCGAUACAUUGUCCGACAACUCUACGUUUGGGCGUUCUUUGGAGACGACGAUUGGCGUUUGAUCAAUAUCGACCAAAGCGGAGUGCUUGGCCAUAUCAGCAAACUUGUCGAUGUGAUCAACGCUCUCGGAGUCAAAACGGUCUUUCCUUGGCCGUCGAAGGAGACGACGUCGUUUGCUGCUUACAAAGCAAUGUUUUUGCUCGCUGCUGGCUUCAUCCCAACAACUAUGAAACAGCCAUACGCUCUCGAAGCUUCAAUGGCAAAUGAGCAGACCUUCAAAAUUCUUUGCCUUGGCGACGAAAUCAAGCAGCCUCCUUGCGCAAAACAACUUCGCGCUAUCGAACGAUCCCUUGAACUCCGAAUUUGGCGAUCGGUUCCGGAGUGUAUGAAUGCUGUUUACCAUCUCGAAGCAAAGAAGCAGCAUGCGACCGACUCUUCGGAGGAGCUCUGGACGUUGACCUUCGGAGAGCUUCAAAAGCGUCUCAAUCGGUCAAUUGGGAUCAACGCGUUGUCUCGUCAACGCAACCUCACAAAAGCGCAAGUCGGAGAGCUUGCGCUUAUUCGCGCAAUGGAUGCAGUCUACGAUGCUCUGCCUCCCAUUUUCACCAACUUCAAAUUUGGUGUCACGGAUGAAUUGGUGGCCAUGUUUCUGUUUGGCAAUACGAUUUUGCCGCCGACCGAGGAUCCAAAUUUCCUCCAUUUAUUUGGCGUUGUGGAUCCGAUUACUGCUGGUCUCGCGGAUUUCUACAUGCGUGGCGAGGUCAGAUGCGAGGAUUAUAUCGCAGCAGUGGACUCUGCAAAGAAAACGCGAGAGGCCGUCUUGGAUGAGCUCUUUCAGAAUAUGCUCGACAUGGACGUCUUUGGGAUCAAAGAAAACGAUCUCAUUGACACUAACGUUCGCAACGCUGGACCCGAUGAAGACUCAUCUUUGUCUUCGGAAGCAGAACGCCGUCGAGAUCUUGCAGUCAUUGAGCCAUUUUCGACUUCCAUGUCUUCGUCCGCGACUCAGGCCCGGGGCGAAAAGAAAAAGAAGGACAAAAAAGCUGACAAGAAUGGCCCUCGAUCGUCCUUUGGAGCGUCCCAGCUUGGUGCGCAAACUCUUGAUACGGUUAGCGAAAGCUCCUUCCCCACCUGUGACCCCUUCAAAGAAGCCGUCAUUUCUUUGGUCAGCAGCGACAGCAGCUCUUCCGAAUCCGACGCCGGCUAA